This is a messenger RNA of Limulus polyphemus (Atlantic horseshoe crab), 724 nucleotides long. RefSeq names its product protein PIH1D3-like (gene Dnaaf6). Lineage: Eukaryota; Metazoa; Arthropoda; Merostomata; Xiphosura; Limulidae. The transcript is spliced from 2 exons. The record is from RefSeq and is a predicted model, not a curated record. Gene Ontology annotation, cellular component: cytoplasm. Gene Ontology annotation, biological process: axonemal dynein complex assembly. The coding region runs from base 149 to 724 and encodes 191 amino acids. Gene Ontology annotation, molecular function: dynein intermediate chain binding; protein-folding chaperone binding.
CAACAGCUAACGUAACGUCUCAACUUUAUUCUUUAGGCAAAAGACUGGCCAUAUAACCAUCAACUAGCCAAGACAAAUCAAGUGAUUUUUUAAAUUCAUUUUCAUUAAAGUUAAUCUAAGUUAGCUUAAUAAGGAAUAUAUUACUAUAAUGACAACUUUUGAAGAGAAUUAUUUUCAAAUUCAACAGUUAGCAGAGCUUCUUACACCUUCAAAGAGUGAUAGUGAUGAUGAGUUCAAGCCUAAACUUGCAAGUGGGAAAAACGUUGGUCUUAUAUCGUCUCACUUUGGUCCAGAUUCAAUUGGUUUACCAGAGUGUAAUGAAUCUGAAACACGCGAAAUAUCAAAAAAUAAAAAUGGUAUAAUUGAAGAGUCUGUGCUAAACGGUCAUGAUGAUAAAAGACAGAAGCCUUCAUAUGAUAUUUUAUAUAAACAACAGGUUACAACAGAGGAUGUCUAUCUUCAGAUGGGAAACAAAGGGCCAAGCUCAGUCAGCUGUGAAGAUAUGGUGAUCAGAAUUCACUUGCCUGGAACACAGUCAAUUGAAGAAAUCAAACUGGACGUGACAAAGUCAUUCGUAAACUGUUCUACCAAGACUUUUAGACUUGGUUUACACCUUCCUCAUCAGGUAGAUCCACAAGCUGGAAGGGCUGAAUGGAACGGAUGUAAAGAAAAACUUGUAAUUUCUCUCCGCUUGGUUCGUCCUUUUGAUGAAUUAAAUUUCUAG